Molecule: messenger RNA, 2331 nt
Organism: Salvelinus namaycush (lake trout)
Lineage: Eukaryota; Metazoa; Chordata; Actinopteri; Salmoniformes; Salmonidae
Product: transforming growth factor beta-2 proprotein-like
Exons: 7
Coding region: 1001-2236 (411 amino acids)
Biological process (GO): BMP signaling pathway; SMAD protein signal transduction; regulation of cell population proliferation
Cellular component (GO): extracellular region
Molecular function (GO): growth factor activity; type III transforming growth factor beta receptor binding; cytokine activity
Source: RefSeq, a predicted model, not a curated record
UUGAAGAAGGGGGAGCACGUGGUUAAGUAAGUCUUAUAAAUAUCCCUCUACAACCGGCCGCAUGCUGUUGUGCCACUGGCAACAUCAGCUCUGUGGACCGAUUUCCAGCAAGAAGGGAUGGAGGAACGCGUCAACGGUUUACCAUUGUAUUAAAAGGAAUUAUUAUCUUUAUACUUCAACGUACUUGCCAUACUUUUGAUUUAAAUAAUCCCGCACUUUCUCCAUUUAUAUUGACCCAACACAUGCGUUAUAACAACUUUAAUAGGUUAUAUCUCCUCGAGACGACACCUUGCGAGUACCAGGACGGGUGGAUUUUUGCACUGUUGAAUGUUCUUCUGUCAAGAACCGCGAUGCAACUGCUCAGCGAAGCCCAUCUUGAUCUUGAGAUAGAGAAAUCAAAGACGGACUUGUGCUGAGCGCGUUACUGGCCACCGUUGGAAAGCUUGCAGCGCUCUGAUGCGGUGGAGGUGUGCGCUAACCCACAGGCUACACGUCUGUUCUGUACAACUGGAGAUAGCGAGCUAGCUGGUUGUAGUUUGUUUUACUUCAAGGUUUUUGUAUUGAACUUUGAUUGCCAUUUAAUGGCCACAAUUCGGUCUUUUUGUUUGGACAAUUGUAACUUUACGCGCGUUUAGUAUGCGUUUAUUGUGAAGUGAUUGGUAAUAUACAUAGCCUACUGCUGCUGUCUGCUCCCCGCUGCCCGUAUAACGGAUUUUACAGAUUAUUUCCCUUCCAUGGUUGUUAAAUGGAUGUCCAGGUACAAUUUGAAAUACUGUGCUGAAACUGGGAUCACAAAACGACCACGUUUCCCAAUAUUUAGGCUACAAGUAGUUAAGUGUGUAGGCCUAUAUUUAGUUGUAAAAAAAAUCCAAUAUUUUGGCAUUUUUUUCAUGUUUAUAUUGCCUUUUACUGUUAUAUCUAAAUUCCCUUUGCAAGGCCGCUUUAUAAUUUUUUUGUCAAUAUUUCAAGACGCUGCUGUAGUCUACUUUUAGAGUUCACAAUGAACUACUGCGUUUUAAGUCUUCUCCUGACCUUGGAUUUAGCCACUGUGGCCGUCAGUUUGUCUACAUGCAGUACGCUGGACAUGGAUCAGUUUAUGAAAAAGCGCAUAGAAGCCAUCCGGGGACAGAUACUGAGCAAGCUGAAGCUCACGAGCCCCCCGGAGACAUACCCCAAGCCAGAGGAGGUGUCGCGGGAUAUCAUCGCCAUCUAUAACAGCACGAGGGACCUGUUGCAGGAGAAAGCCAACGAACGGGCAGCAACGUGUGAGCGCCAACGAAGCGAGGAGGAGUACUAUGCAAAAGAGGUUCACAAAAUCGACAUGCAACCCCUCUACCCCUCUGAGAAUGUCAUCUCUCCCAUGCACUACAACCCGUACUACAGACGGCUCACCUUCGACGUGACCUCCAUGGAAAAGAAUGCCUCUAACCUGGUCAAAGCUGAGCUACGCGUCUUCCGUCUCCAGAACACCAAUGCCCGUGUGUCUGAACAGAGGAUUGAGCUGUACCAGAUUUUAAGUCACAAGGACCUGGCUUCCCCGACGCAGCGCUACAUCGACAGCAAGGUGGUACGCACGCGCAUGGAGGGGGAGUGGCUGUCUUUUGACGUGACAGAGGCAGUCAGUGAAUGGUUGCUUCACAGAGACAGAAACAGUGGAUUCAAGAUCAGCUUGCACUGUCCGUGCUGCACGUUUGUGCCCUCAAACAACUACAUCAUCCCCAAUAAGAGUGAGGAGCUGGAAACCCACUUUGCAGGUAUAGAUGACAGCUUCCACCACAGCGGAGACCUGAAGGUGUAUAGGAAGCGGCGCCACAGCGCCCAGGCUCCACACCUGCUCAUGAUGCUGCUGCCCUCCUACCGCCUGGAGUCCCAGCACAAGAGCCACCGCUCCAAACGAGCCCUGGACGCUGCCUUCUGCUCCAGAAACGUCCAGGAUAACUGCUGCUUGCGGUCGCUCUACAUCGACUUCAAGAAGGAUCUGGGCUGGAGGUGGAUCCACGAGCCCAAGGGUUACAACGCUAACUUCUGCGCCGGUGCCUGUCCCUAUCUAUGGAGCGCUGACACCCAGCAUUCCAAGGUGCUAGGUCUGUACAACACCAUCAACCCGGAGGCGUCAGCUUCGCCCUGCUGUGUGUCUCAGGAUCUUGAACCUCUCACCAUCCUCUACUACAUCGGCAAGACCCCCAAGAUAGAGCAGCUCUCCAACAUGAUCGUCAAGUCCUGCAAGUGCAGCUAGGAACUGUUACAAGGCAACACACAUGUGCAUACACACACAUUCAGUCAUACAUAUUCAUACACGCGUGCAUAUUCAGUCACACAAACACACACACA